GUCAUAAUGUAACAGAUAUUGUUGUUUCGGAUUAAAAUUUACAAAUUCACAAUUUUCAUUAACCUAUGUUUUAGCUUUUUAGAUAACAAUAGUAACUGUUUUCAAGUUAAAUUUCUAAAAAUUUUGUGUUACAUUCUUGAGAUGAGUUUUUCACAAAAAAUACCACCGGAAUGGACCUUCAACUGUUUCCUUGAUGAAGUCGUUUGUAAUUUAGAUCAAAACCACGAAACGUUUUUGAGACUAAAACGGAACCUUGAAGGGUAUUUCAUCUUGUUAGAUAAUUGUUUACGAGAUGCCAAAACAGCAGACGACCUGUUCGAAAAGCUAAAGGACAAACGACUUCUGACCAGAUAUAAUAUUGACUUCCUCCAUUACAUUUUACAUGAACUAGGGGAUGUAGAUAUUUUGAUGCAGUUAAUGACAAGGAAGAAACUCUUCAGCACGGAGAUAGGUUUUCAGAGUCCUGCAGAAGACGCACCAGAGAGAGGCUUUGAACAUAUCACAACAUUUAUGCAAAAGGAAAAUGCCAGCACUUUUGACAUGGCGAUGCUAUAUGAUUUUAAAGCAAACUUUUCGUCAUUUCUAAUGAUACCAUUAGCAAAGAGCUUUAUCAUAGGGAUAGAACCUUAUGAUAACGGCCUUAAAAUAACAUUUGGGAUGCCAGAGAUGUACGUUCAUGUUUUUGAAAAAUGGACGAGUGAAAAUUCUUGCGAUGAGGUAUUGAAAAGUCUUCACAUAGAAACAAUACUGACGAGAAACCAAGUAUUCCUAAUUAAAGGUCAGGAAGACAAAACGCCCGAAGAGGAAAGUCGAUUAAAAGGCAUUUCAGCUUUAUACAACGACAUUCAAGAGCGAACUAAAGAUUUAAAUCGUGCCGAAGAAUUUAUGCAAAAACAGAUUGACCAACUUGGGAAAAUCGGAUGUUUACCGGAUCGUCUGCUGAAGUUACACACAAAAUCUGGGAUGUCUGUUACUUUAUGGAAAACUCUUGUAAAAACUCGGAACGGAAAACUGGCGUCUCAUUAUAUUCCGCUGCAAAAUCAUAUUGAACUUGAAAAACAGUCCUUACAUUCCAAAAUAGUUAGAAUUUAUCCACAUAUCAAAGAACCGUUCUGUGGUAAAAAAAACUAAAUAAGACUUAAACUGUUGUCUUAACCUUAUGCCAGUUAACAUCUUAAGGUCGUUUGUAUGCAUUGUCUCAACUUAUUAUAUCAAUGUAUCAGUUUAAAUAAAGUGAAUCUACAAUAAAAUCUGAUCAUUUUUAGGUAUGUCAUUGAGAUGAAAAUAUUUUGAAAUAAAAGCAAUUCCGUUGCAUAAGAAACAUAUUAUUUAUUAAAAUUUAAGGA
Molecule: messenger RNA, 1346 nt
Organism: Ruditapes philippinarum (Manila clam)
Lineage: Eukaryota; Metazoa; Mollusca; Bivalvia; Venerida; Veneridae
Exons: 4
Coding region: 142-1131 (329 amino acids)
Biological process (GO): regulation of apoptotic process
Molecular function (GO): protein binding
Source: RefSeq, a predicted model, not a curated record